Molecule: messenger RNA, 765 nt
Organism: Lycium ferocissimum
Lineage: Eukaryota; Viridiplantae; Streptophyta; Magnoliopsida; Solanales; Solanaceae
Exons: 5
Coding region: 94-480 (128 amino acids)
Cellular component (GO): nucleus
Molecular function (GO): RNA binding
Source: RefSeq, a predicted model, not a curated record
UUUCCCAAUUUGUACGGAACCCUUCUUAAAAGGGAAAGUGUAGAAGAAAAGGAGGCUUGGAAAUUAGGGUUAGGGUUUUCUGAAGAAGAAAGAAUGGAAGGAAUAACAGAAGGAGUGAACAACAUGACUGUCUCAGCUGACACUCCAAAGAAGAACAGAAUCCAAGUUUCUAACACUAAGAAAUCCCUUUUCUUCUAUGUUAACCUCUCCAAGAGGUACAUGCAACAGUACAAUGAAGUGGAACUCUCUGCUCUUGGGAUGGCUAUUUCGACAGUGGUUACCAUUGCUGAAAUUCUCAAGAACAAUGGAUUCGCCAUUGAGAAGAAGAUAAGGACACUCACAGUGGACAUGAGGGAUGAACCAGGAGCCCGACCAAUACCAAAAGCAAAGAUUGAAAUAGUGCUGGGCAAGACUGAGAAGUUUGAUGAGUUAAUGGCUGCAGAAGCAGAGCAAAAUGGGGACAAUGAGGAGCAGAACUGAUCAUCACCACAUCUGCUCUCUUUCUGGAUGAUUAAAGUAUCCCAAGCUAUACUGCAUUCAGCUGUGGGGAUCUCUGUGGUCUUUGAUUAGAGCUGUUGUCUAUGGCAUUCUUAAUCUGUUGGAAAGGCCAAAAAAAAAAAAAAAAAAAAGGAUGAUUUACUUUAUAAUUCAUUAUUUGUUAAAUGUGUUUGCUUUUGCUUGCUUAUCUAAGUUGGUGUUGGGUGUAAACAUCUUACUGCUAUCUUGAUUUUAAGUGAUGUGGUAUCAAUUGCACCUGUUAGUUUA